This is a messenger RNA of Alexandromys fortis (reed vole), 4115 nucleotides long. It is a transcript of the gene Trim37, whose product is annotated as tripartite motif containing 37. Gene Ontology annotation, molecular function: ubiquitin protein ligase binding; zinc ion binding; ubiquitin protein ligase activity. Gene Ontology annotation, cellular component: aggresome; peroxisome. The coding region runs from base 10 to 3009 and encodes 999 amino acids. The record is from RefSeq and is a predicted model, not a curated record. Lineage: Eukaryota; Metazoa; Chordata; Mammalia; Rodentia; Cricetidae. Gene Ontology annotation, biological process: negative regulation of centriole replication; protein autoubiquitination. The transcript has 24 exons.
GUGGCAUUGAUGUGGAAGCCUGCUGAGGUGGGCGCAUUUGAGCUGGCGACCUCGGGCCGGCGGCUGACAGCGCAGACCACGGAGUCCGGGGGUCGCCGAGGGCCCCGCCGAGCGCCGGAGGCAAUGGACGAGCAGAGUGUGGAGAGCAUUGCUGAGGUUUUCCGAUGUUUCAUUUGUAUGGAGAAAUUGCGGGAUGCUCGGCUGUGUCCUCAUUGCUCCAAGCUUUGUUGUUUCAGCUGUAUUAGGCGCUGGCUGACAGAGCAGAGAGCUCAGUGUCCUCAUUGUCGUGCUCCACUUCAGCUACGGGAACUAGUGAAUUGUCGCUGGGCAGAAGAAGUGACACAGCAGCUUGAUACUCUUCAACUGUGCAGUCUUACCAAGCACGAGGAAAACGAGAAGGACAAAUGUGAAAAUCACCAUGAAAAACUCAGUGUAUUUUGCUGGACUUGUAAGAAGUGUAUCUGCCAUCAGUGUGCACUUUGGGGAGGAAUGCAUGGUGGACACACGUUUAAACCUUUGGCAGAAAUUUAUGAACAGCAUGUCACUAAGGUUAAUGAAGAGGUAGCCAAACUUCGUCGACGUCUCAUGGAACUGAUCAGCUUAGUUCAAGAAGUGGAAAGAAACGUAGAAGCUGUAAGAAAUGCAAAGGACGAGCGUGUUCGGGAGAUUAGGAAUGCAGUGGAGAUGAUGAUUGCACGGUUAGAUACGCAGCUGAAGAAUAAGCUCAUAACACUCAUGGGUCAGAAGACAUCUCUUACUCAAGAAACAGAGCUGUUGGAAUCUUUACUUCAGGAGGUAGAGCAUCAGUUGCGGUCUUGCAGUAAGAGCGAGCUGAUAUCUAAGAGCUCAGAGAUCCUAAUGAUGUUUCAGCAAGUUCACCGAAAACCCAUGGCAUCCUUUGUUACUACACCUGUUCCACCAGACUUUACCAGUGAAUUGGUACCAUCUUACGAUUCAGCUACAUUUGUAUUAGAGAACUUCAGCACUUUGCGCCAGAGAGCGGAUCCUGUUUACAGCCCACCUCUUCAAGUUUCAGGACUUUGUUGGAGGUUAAAGGUUUACCCUGAUGGAAAUGGAGUUGUACGAGGCUACUACUUAUCUGUAUUUUUGGAGCUAUCGGCUGGCUUACCUGAAACUUCCAAGUAUGAAUAUCGUGUAGAAAUGGUUCAUCAGUCCUGCAACGAUCCUACCAAAAAUAUCAUUCGAGAAUUUGCGUCUGACUUUGAAGUUGGAGAGUGCUGGGGCUAUAAUAGAUUUUUCCGUUUGGACUUACUUGCAAAUGAAGGAUACCUGAACCGACAAAAUGAUACAGUGAUUUUAAGGUUUCAGGUACGCUCACCAACAUUUUUUCAGAAAUGCCGGGAUCAGCACUGGUACAUUACUCAGCUGGAAGCUGCACAAACUGGCUAUAUUCAGCAAAUAAACAAUCUUAAAGAGAGACUGACUAUUGAGCUGUCCCGAACUCAGAAAUCAAGAGAUUUGUCACCACCAGAUAAUCAUCUUAGCCCCCAAAAUGAUGAUAUUCCUGAGGCACGAGCUAAGAAGGCUGGGUCAUGCUCUGACAUUCUUCUGGAAGGUGGUCCUACCUCAGCUUCUGUAAGAGAGAUCAAGGAAGAUGAAGAUGAAGAGGAGAAGAUUCAGAAUGAAGACUAUCAUCAUGAGCUCUCAGAUGGAGAUCUGGAUCUGGAUCUUGCUGGGGAAGAUGAAGUAAAUCAGCUCGAUGGCAGCAGCUCCUCUGCGAGUUCCACAGCAACGAGCAACACAGAAGAGAAUGACAUUGAUGAAGAGACCAUGUCUGGAGAGAAUGAUGUAGAGUAUAACAACAUGGAACUGGAAGAGGGAGAACUCAUGGAAGAUGCAGCUGCUGCAGGACCUCCAGGUAGUAAUCACAGCUAUGUGGGUGCCAGUAGCAGAAUGUCAAGAAGAGCACAUUUAUGCUCUGCCGCUACCAGUAGCUUAUUAGACAUUGAUCCUUUAAUCUUAAUACAUUUAUUGGAUCUUAAGGACCGGAGCAGUAUGGAAAAUCUGUGGGGCUUACAGCCUCGUCCAUCUACUUCACUUUUGCAACCCACAGCAUCAUAUUCUCGAAAAGAUAAAGAUCAAAGGAAGCAGCAGGCGAUGUGGCGAGUGCCCUCUGACCUAAAGAUGCUCAAAAGACUCAAAACUCAAAUGGCUGAAGUUCGGUGUAUGAAGACCGACGUGAAAACAACACUAUCUGAUAUAAAAGGCACUGGGAUUGCUUCUGGAGACAUACAGGCAAACCUGUUUUGUGCUGACCAGGCAGCUCUGGCUACCUGUGGACCUGAAAACUCUGGUAGACUACAGGAUUUGGGAAUGGAGCUCCUAGCAAAGUCAUCAGUUGCUGGCUGUUACAUACGGAACCCCACAAAUAAGAAGAAUUCACCCAAGUCAGCUCGGGCCAUAGCAGGCAGUCUAUCACUCCGAAGAGCUAUGGACUCUGGAGAAAGCAGCCGUUCAAAGGGAGACUGCCAGGCUUUGUCUGAAGGCUCCCCGGGAAGCUCUCAGUCCGGGAGCAGGCACAACUCUCCCCGAGCCCUGACACAUGGCAUCAUUGGGGAUAUUCUGCCCAAAAGUGAAGACCGACAAUGCAAAGCUUUGGAUUCUGAUGCUGUGGUGGUUGCAGUUUUCAAUGGCUUACCUACUGUUGAGAAAAGAAGGAAAAUGGUCGCCUUGGGGGCUAAUGCAAAAGGAGGUCGCCUGGAAGGAAUGCAGGUGGCAGAUUUGGAAAGUCAUUCUGAAGCUGGGGAGUUACAGCCCACACUACCUGAAGGAGCGUCAGCUGCCCCUGAGGAAGGAAUGAGUAGCGACAGCGACAUUGAAUGUGACACUGAGAAUGAGGAGCAGGAAGAGCACACCAGCAUGGGGUCCUUCAACGAUCCGUUCCUGGCUCCUCCCCCAGACGAAGAUUCACAUUCCAGUUUUCCUGAUGGUGAACAAAUCGACCCUGAAAAUCUCCACUUCAGUACUGAUGAAGGCGGUGGCAGGUAAUUGCCAGACAUGAGAACCGAGUUACAAGCUACCUGGGCCCUGAAAUUUGUUGGAAGUUGGUGCUCAAAAUUGUCAGCAGUCAGAUAAUCAGGUUUAGUUUCAUUUGUGGUCAUCUGUACCUGAAAGAGUAACUUUGAAACUGUUAGAAGGAGCACAAUUCUAGUACAAAACAGUAUUGGCACAUGGGAGAUCAAGCAGGGGAAGGGUUCCUUCUAAUGUAGUGAACUAACAGUGUAGUGCUCAAUUUAGCAUUAGCCAUUAACAAAGGCAGCUUGUCUCCAGUACUGAGAGCCAACUAAGUGCCAGAAAGUACCCAGAGGCAGUGCAUGACUCUGUGAUUCAUUCAGCUCCCGUGCUCUUCUGUCUUAGGCUCGACACAUGAUUUAGAUGGCCAUAUUUAAGUUUUCAUUAGUUUGUAGUUUCAUGAGGGCUUGUAUAAGAGUGGACAGAAAAGUUGCUUAUGAACAGUAGACACUUCCCCUGAGUAACUAUAGCAACACUGGACUGACCCUUCUCUUUGAAAUACGAUGAUAACCCAAAUUUUAUUUAUUUUUCUCACUUGUUCAAGUGCUGGCAUAUUGGUUAAUGGUACAUCUUCAUUCAGUUGUGCAGCCUUUACAGGUUUCACUUACGUGAGUUAAGUCAUUGGUGGAAGGUUCUGUGAACACAUGUAAGGUCACUUGAAAUUUUUUCAUCUUUUCUGCUUCCUGAAACACUACUGUAGUGCAACUGAUAUUUUUAAACAAUUUCCAUUGGUUGGACAUUGAUUUCAGUGAGUGCAUUUAAAGAUUUAUUCAUAUUGCAAUCUUGAUCAACAUGAAACCGUGUGUAAGACUUUCUCUCAUUCCUAAUUACCCCAAAUGAUUGCCAAACUUGCCACUGUGCUUCCAAGUUGUUUGAGCUAUUAUGUUUGUGAAAGUUACACUUACAGUUGGCCAAGAGAUUGUUGAGAAGCAUGGCUUGUAUGUAUGCGAGAGCGCUCUCUCCUGUUUUAGUGAUUCUCGUCCACUCCCCAUGGCUGAUGGCUUGCUGAAUGCUGUGAUUCAUAGUUUACUUUUUUCUAAACAGCUUGCACUUUUUGUUAAUAAAAUUAACUUGAGAGAAUA